CCAAGAGAUGAGGAAGCCAAAGUGCUGUCUGCUUCCGUAAUAAAAAACAUAGUAAGUUCUGAACUGCAGUUGAACAUUAUGGGAAGAAAAAUUCAAGAGAUAUCACCUCCAAGGCCUACAUAUAACGUAUCAAGGCCUUCUCCUGUGAUGCGUGGCAAGCAAAAAUUAAGAAAUUUGCCAGAAGAUAGGCCGCAUUUGAGAAUCUGUUUGCACGAAUGCGAAUCAUCUAAUAGCGAGCACGAGGAGGAUGAUGAUAGGAAGAAUUUUAGCAGCAGCUCGAACGACGACGGUAAUGAUAUUGGUAUCGACUUUGACUUGAAUAUCUUCAUAGAGAACAAUGAGAAAGGAGAAUGA
Funneliformis mosseae is the source of this 354-nucleotide messenger RNA. The record is from the annotation of a GenBank genome assembly. NCBI's taxonomy places the organism in Eukaryota, Fungi, Glomeromycota, Glomeromycetes, Glomerales, Glomeraceae.